Spea bombifrons (plains spadefoot toad) is the source of this 5206-nucleotide messenger RNA. RefSeq names its product lysine demethylase 4A (gene KDM4A). The transcript has 22 exons. The record is from RefSeq and is a predicted model, not a curated record. Gene Ontology annotation, biological process: chromatin remodeling. Gene Ontology annotation, cellular component: nucleus. Gene Ontology annotation, molecular function: histone H3K9 demethylase activity; histone H3K36 demethylase activity. Bases 274 to 3306 code for a protein of 1010 amino acids. NCBI's taxonomy places the organism in Eukaryota, Metazoa, Chordata, Amphibia, Anura, Pelobatidae.
GAAGCAGUGCGCAUGCACAGUGAUGCGAAAGCGAAAAGGCGAGCAGAAGAAAGCAGCUCGCACCGGCAACGACCAAGGGCACAUAACGGGGCAGGUGCCGUGGACACGGCGUGAUAAGAGCGUUAACUGCGACCACAGUGACCUGUGUUACCGACCUGGGUAUUUUUAGGCUGUUAAAGGGGCGCGACUUAUACCGCUUCGUUCUCUACCCAGCUAACCUACGGCUCGAUUUCUUCUGAGGUUCUGAAGAGCCCUCGAGGGUUUGACGCCAGGAUGGCUGGCGAAAACGACAACCCAAACCCCGGCUCGAGGAUCAUGACGUUCUAUCCGACCAUGGAAGAGUUUCGCAACUUCAAGCGAUACAUCGCUUACAUUGAGUCGCAAGGAGCGCACCGCGCUGGGUUGGCAAAGGUUGUUCCUCCGAAGGGAUGGAAGCCGCGAACCUGUUACGACGAUUUGGACGAUCUGGUUAUUCCAGCCCCGAUUCAGCAGGUGGUCACCGGCCAGUCUGGACUCUUCACUCAGUAUAACAUCCAGAAGAAACCGAUGACCGUCAAAGAGUUUCGGCGUAUUGCUAAUAAUGACAAGUAUUGCACUCCCCGCUACGCAGACUUUGAAGACUUGGAACGCAAGUACUGGAAAAAUCUGACAUUUAACGCCCCCAUCUAUGGUGCAGACGUGAACGGUUCUUUGUAUGACAAGGGCAUUGAAGAGUGGAACAUUGGGCGUCUGAACACGAUUCUGGAUGUGGUGGAGAGGGAGAGUGGGAUAACCAUAGAAGGAGUAAACACGCCCUACCUGUACUUUGGCAUGUGGAAAACCUCAUUCGCCUGGCAUACUGAAGAUAUGGAUCUUUACAGCAUCAAUUACUUGCAUUUUGGUGAACCCAAGUCCUGGUACACUGUCCCCCCUGAGCACGGGAAAAGGCUGGAGAGGCUAGCCAAAGGCUUUUUUCCUGGAAGUGCUCAAAGCUGCGAAGCCUUCCUACGUCACAAAAUGACUCUCAUUUCCCCCUUUAUCCUGAAGAAGUACGGCAUCCCUUUUGGCAAGAUAACUCAAGAAGCUGGUGAAUUUAUGAUCACUUUCCCAUACGGCUACCACGCUGGCUUUAACCAUGGAUUCAACUGUGCAGAGUCCACCAAUUUUGCUACUUUACGGUGGAUCGAGUACGGGAAGCAGGCUGUUCUGUGUUCUUGCAGGAAGGACAUGGUCAAAAUAUCCAUGGAUGUGUUUGUGCGGAAAUUCCAGCCUGAGCGCUACAAACUGUGGAAAUCGGGGAAAGACGUUGGCCCCAUCGACCAUACGCAGCCAACUCCAGAGGCUGCCGAGUUCACUGACGACCAAACUGAAUCUGAGCAGAAAAAAAGUGUGGCCAAACACCGCAUUGGAACCAAGAGGCACCGAGUGUGUCUGGAGGUGCCGAAGGAGCUGAGUGGAGACUUCUCUGCGGAGGACUUCUGCCCCGUGCCGUGCGAUGUGGACACCCCGUGUGUCGCACAGGUCAAAGAGGCUGAGAGUGGCACGGAUGACGCUAUGGAGCCAGGCUCCUCUGGACAAACUUUUGAAACUCUUAAGAACGUUCAGAGUUUCAGUCUCCCAGGACAGGAUCCGGCGUUUUCCAACCCAGGCAGCCCAUCGACCAGCCGGCAGAGUUCGGCUCCAUCUUCCUCCUCCUCUCAGGACAGUUUCCCCGACAGCUCGGGCUCGUCAGACACGGACUCCGACGCACAGCAGAGCAGCCACUCCGGGAAGAAGCAUUCUGUUCAUAGCUACGCCAAGGGGAAUGACAACAAGGCAGUGAGAAAGAAAAAGAGCAACAUGGCCAGCUUCACGGAGCAGGACCUGAAAGAGGUUGCUAAAAAGCACAUGAAGUCCCUGAAAGAGAACAUGAACGCUAAAAGCCGCCGCCAACCUCUGUCCAAGCUCCCUCGUUACCAUCCUCUGGUGAUGAAAGAGAGCGGCAGUGAUGAUGAUGUCCCGGACCAGAUUUUAAUGGAUGAGGAAUUUGAAGAAGCGGAGUCGUGGGCCAAGCGUCUCUCCCAACUGUGGCAGAAUAAACCUCCCAAUUUCCAGGCGGAGCGAGAUUUCAAUAUUGCGAUGUCCCUUUCUCCGCCGCACUGCGCGGUCUGCAUGCUCUUCCAGUCUUACUCUUAUCCGUCAGAGUCUGGAGAAACUCCUGUGAAAUCUGACCCAAGCGCAGUUGGAUUCCAGAUGAAGACCAAACCGCUUAUCCCAGAGAUGUGUUUCACGACCACCAGCAGCAGCACCGAACUCAACCUUUCUGCCCCUUUCCUGGAAGAAGAUGGAACGAGCCUCCUCGUAACCUGCAAAAACUGCUGCGUGUGCGUCCAUACCAGUUGUUAUGGAGUGCCUCGAGAAAAAGCUGUCGACGGUUGGAUUUGCUCAAGGUGCGAAGAGAAUGCUUUAACAGAGGACUGCUGUCUGUGUUCUCUGCGAGGCGGUGCUCUGCAGAAGGCUAAUGAUAACCGGUGGGUGCACGUGAUGUGCGCUGUGGCUGUGGCAGAAGCCAAAUUUGUAAACAUCGCAGAGCGCCGUCCGGUGGAUAUCAGUAAAAUCCCGCUGCAGAGGUUCAGACUGAAAUGUGCUUUCUGCAAGAAAAGGAGAAAGAGAGUUGCGGGGUGCUGUGUUCAGUGCUCACACGGACGCUGCCCCACGUCCUUCCACGCCUCCUGUGCCCAGGCAGCCGGGGUCGUGAUGCAGCCCGAUGACUGGCCCUUCGUCGUCUUCAUAACAUGUUUCAGGCACAAAUCCACCAACAAUGACGGAAAAGAUUCAAACAAGGACAUCGUUCUUGGGCAGACAGUAAUCAGCAAACAUAAAAAUGGCAGAUACUAUCAGUGCGAGGUGGUCAAACUAUCCAAGGAAACGUUCUACGAGGUCAAUUUUGACGACGGCUCCUUCAGCGAUAACUUAUAUCCAGAGGAUAUCGUGAGUCGCGACUGCCUUACGAUGGGACCCCCUCCUGCCGGAGACAUUGUGCAAGUCCGUUGGACAGAUGGAUUGGUUUAUGGUGCCAAGUUUGUUGCAUCUCACACCAUUCAAAUGUAUCAGGUGGAGUUUGAAGAUGGGUCCCAGCUGGCCGUGAAGCGAGAUGAUGUUUACACUCUAGACGAAGAGUUGCCAAAGAAAGUGAAAACCCGCUUGUCCGUGGCAUCUGACAUGCGCUUCACAGAAAUCUUCACCGAGAAGGAAGUAAAACAAGAAGUGAAGAGACAGAGAGUCAUCAACUCCAGAUAUCGGGAAGAUUACAUCGAGCCCGCGCUCUACCGCGCCAUCAUGGAGUGAGGCUGGGACCAGCCAAGGCCACCACUCCUCUCUGCCCAACAUCAAUAGAAGAGGACAACAGCCUGUGUGUUCUGGGAGCGCAAAAUUGUGGCCAAAUAUUUGAUACAUUAUUGGAAAAUGGGACCUUACGAAUUCUACUGUGAUCUGGCAUAAUUAACAUUUGAAACUUUAAGAAAAAAUAAUUUAAGGGAAAAAGUCCUACCAUUUUUUACAAAGUGGUAACGAAGAAAUAUACUUUCCUGCUGGCUUGUGUCACCUGCGUUUUGGGCAGCUCUCUGAAGACUUGUGAUAAAGUUCUUGCCCGCACUUUGACGACUUUCCGAACAGUGUUAAAGGUGCUUGCUCUCAUGUCUUAUUCUUUCUUUUUUUUUUAAGUUUUUGACAUGUUUUCUUCUCUCCUAUUUCAACAUAACCCGUGGAGGAUUUACUCCAAUCGCACCAUUUGACCUGGAGAAAAACUGAGGAAACGCGGGAGUGACUUUAAUAAAUUUCGCUCCUCGCCCUCUUAUUGUCAGAUCCAAGAAACUGGGAUUUGAACAUCAAUUGAGACUUUUUUUUUUUUCCUGAAUCAAUUAGAUUCUACCUUCCAUUUGAUAAACUUUGCGUUGGGAUAUGCUGCGUUCUUGUGCAGAAAGCGUGGACUUGUCUAUAAAAUAAACUAGCAGGUUCCUCUCACUCUUUGCGGAUGGAUUUUUUGCGGCAGGUGCAUUUUGUGAUUUGCGGUUACGAUGUCUUGCGCUGGAGGUUGGACGUUGGGCCUUCUCAUUUUCUAAUCGGUGUCUACCUCUCGCUUAACAGCUAAAUGUCUGUUCAUGAAAUUGUAAACUGAUCUGAUUUGGUUCCGCCUCUGCCUGUUCACCGUCGCGUGACCGUGAAGUAUCACAAACAGGUGCUACAGUCCUACGGUGGAGCCCGCCGGCGUAUGAUAACGAAACAAUCGCACAGAUGUAUGGGGGUAUCUAUAUAGAGCAAGGGACUUAUUUUGCCCACAAGUGGACUUUGGGUGCUACCGUGUAAGGGUGAAUUGUCGAGUAUAAUUUUAUAUUUGUACUUAAAUGCACACUAUAUCUUUUUAUAAGAUGAGUUGGAAAAACAUUGCAUUGCCGCUACUUUUUCUUUUUGUCGAGCAUUCUGUCCAUUUUGUUUUCUACCGCUGAAGUGACAGUAUUUUACAGAAUAGCAUGUAAAAGCUGUGGGCUUGUUAAGAGUUCCGAUACCCCUUGUAUCUCCCUGCCUGCUGGUUUUGUAAUUUGGCUCUAAAUCUUGAGCCAAGACGUGUAUUUUAUAAAGAGCCGUUUUUAACACAGUGCAGCAAAUGGACCGCUUUUGUAUAUAUAUUUCUAUUUAAAUAGGUAAUUUAAUUCAUGCGGUUGCGUGAACCCCUGAAGUGCUAGAAAUAUCGGGUGACUGCUGGUAAACGGAUAAAACAAGUGCAGAAUAAUCAGAAUGGAUGAAAGCGGUUGCCGGAAUUGCCCCAAUCUCCGGGGCAAAGUUGGAACCUCCAAGCCAUCAGGAACUUCUCUUACCCCGAGCUAGAAAACGAGUCUACGGAAGCAAGUCCUGUUCUUUGAUCGUACCGUGGCUGAUGCGUCUUCUGCACUUCAAUCGUUGUUUUAUUUUAUUUAAGUUCUUUCAUCGUAGAGGACCUGUUCAUAAAUGUGUUGCUUACCUACCCGGUGCUGGAGCGGCCAGCUUAAAAUUCAAACCUGUGUUUUGAAGAAAGGAAAAAAAAAAUGCAUUUUGUUUUCUUUUUAAACUAAAUCUUUAAAUUAUAUUGCUCGGUAGAUCAUUCAUUUUUAGCAAUAAACUUGUGUGACGUGCAUUGCUUGUCUGUGAAUGUUGUUUGAAAAUGUACGGUUUUAAGUAAAAUGAAUACAGGUUUCGGUGUUUUGUCCUGGAA